Gopherus flavomarginatus (Mexican gopher tortoise) is the source of this 3671-nucleotide messenger RNA. It is a transcript of the gene RHOBTB2, whose product is annotated as Rho related BTB domain containing 2. Gene Ontology annotation, biological process: small GTPase-mediated signal transduction. NCBI's taxonomy places the organism in Eukaryota, Metazoa, Chordata, Testudines, Testudinidae. Gene Ontology annotation, molecular function: GTPase activity; protein binding; GTP binding. The coding region runs from base 333 to 2594 and encodes 753 amino acids. The transcript has 10 exons. The record is from RefSeq and is a predicted model, not a curated record.
ACUGAUCGUAAAGCUGCCAGAAACUUUUAUGCCACAAUUAAGCACCUGCUACGACAGAGCAAAUAAGCCAAAUCAUGCGGCUGGCAGGCGAGCUUUACGUGUUCCUUCCCCGUGACCCACUCGAAGACGGAAGCUAAAAGCUGCAGCUCGGCAGCUUGCAGUUUCAUUCCAGCACAAUGCAGGGAAAUUAAUAACUUUCCCCAAGAAGUCGACAGCCUCAUUGCUAGCUUCCAGGGUCCCUGUGGAAUACGGAGACUCACCAGGGAGAAGCAUAUGCCAGACUUAAAAAACAAAAGGACCCCCCCAGACAAGUACUUCAGAUUCCUUCUGCUAUGGAGAGAGAGAUUCCUGUCUUACGAGUUAGGUCCCAGUUAAUGGAUUCUGACAUGGAUUAUGAGAGGCCAAACGUAGAAACUAUCAAGUGCGUCGUGGUUGGGGACAACGCGGUGGGCAAGACUCGGCUCAUUUGCGCCCGCGCCUGCAAUGCCACGCUGACCCAGUACCAGCUUCUCGCCACCCACGUGCCCACGGUCUGGGCCAUUGACCAGUAUCGUGUUUGCCAGGAGGUGCUGGAGCGCUCCCGAGAUGUGGUGGAUGAUGUUAGUGUGUCCUUGCGCCUCUGGGAUACCUUUGGGGACCACCACAAAGAUAGACGCUUUGCUUACGGAAGGUCUGAUGUUGUGGUUUUAUGCUUCUCCAUUGCUAACCCGAACUCCCUGCACCAUGUUAAGACCAUGUGGUAUCCAGAGAUCAAGCACUUCUGCCCCCGAGCACCUGUCAUCCUGGUGGGCUGCCAGCUUGACCUUCGCUAUGCCGACCUGGAAGCAGUCAAUCGAGCCAGACGACCCUUGGCCAGGCCAAUCAAACCUAAUGAGAUUCUGCCACCAGAGAAGGGGAGGGAGGUGGCCAAGGAGCUGGGCAUCCCCUAUUACGAGACCAGCGUGGUAGCCCAAUUCGGUAUCAAGGAUGUCUUUGACAACGCCAUCCGGGCUGCCCUUAUCUCCCGCCGGCACCUGCAGUUCUGGAAGUCCCACCUCCGCAACGUCCAGAGGCCACUGCUCCAGGCCCCUUUCCUGCCUCCCAAGCCACCCCCACCCAUCAUCAUGGUCCCAGACCCCCCUUCCAACAAUGAGGAGCACCCAGCCCACCUGCUGGAGGACCCACUGUGUGCAGAUGUCAUUCUGGUGCUGCAAGAGAAGAUCAAAAUCUAUGCCCACAAGAUCUACCUCUCCACCUCCUCCUCCAAGUUCUACGACCUGUUCCUGAUGGACCUGAGUGAGGAGGACCAGCAGGGGGCAGCUGGGGGCAGUUCCAGGGUUGCCGUCUCCACCACUGCCACCGAGCGGACACUGCACCAGGAGGAGAGGCACCAUGGGCGUGACUUCCUCCUCCGAGCUGCCAGCUUCGACAUCUGCGAAAGCACCGAGGAGUUCAGCUGCAGCCAGCGUCCACCGUGCCUUAGACCCUCCACCAGCGACGGGAUCCUGCGAGGCAACAGCUACGAGAAAGGGCAGCACGGGCUGAGGCGGGGGAGGAUCCUGUCUUCCUGGAGCCGUGCCUUCGUCAGCAUCCAGGAAGAGAUGGCCGACGACCCCCUGACCUACAAAUCCCGGCUUAUGGUGGUGGUGAAGAUGGACCCUUCCAUCCAGCCCGGACCCUUCCGGGCGGUGCUCAAGUACCUGUACACGGGGGAGCUGGACGAGAACGAGCGGGACCUCAUGCACAUUGCCCAUAUCGCUGAGCUGCUGGAGGUCUUCGACCUCAGGAUGAUGGUGGCCAACAUCCUGAACAACGAGGCGUUCAUGAACCAGGAGAUCACCAAAGCCUUUCACGUCAGGAGGACCAAUCGUGUGAAGGAGUGCCUGGCCAAAGGGACUUUCUCUGAUGUCACCUUCAUCCUGGACGAUGGUGCUAUUAGUGCCCACAAGCCCUUGCUCAUCUCCAGCUGCGACUGGAUGGCUGCUAUGUUCGGGGGUCCUUUUGUUGAGAGCUCCACCCAAGAGGUGGUGUUCCCUUACACCAGUAAGAGCUGCAUGCGGGCUGUUCUUGAGUACCUGUACACUGGCCAGUUCAGCUCCAGCCCGGACCUCGACGACAUGAAGCUCAUCAUCCUGGCCAAUCGGCUGUGUCUGCCACACCUGGUGGCUCUCACAGAGCAGUACAUGGUGGCGGGCCUGAUGGAGGCAUCGCAGAUGUUGGUGGAUAUCGAUGGGGACGUCCUCGUGUUCCUGGAAUUGGCGCAGUUCCACUGUGCGUACCAGCUUGCAGACUGGUGCCUUCAUCACAUUUGCACCAACUACAACAAUGUCUGUCGGAAGUUCCCCCGGGAUAUGAAGGCCAUGUCAGCAGAGAACCAGGAGUACUUUGAGAAGCACCGCUGGCCGCCGGUCUGGUACCUGAAGGAAGAGGAUCACUACCAGCGGGCCAAGAAGGAGCGCGAGAAGGAAGACUACCUCCACCAGAAACGGCAGCCCAAGAGGAGGUGGCUUUUCUGGAACACAUCCUCGUCCCCUUCUGCCUCCCCUUCCUCAUCAGCAGCCACAGCCUCCUCCUCCUCCUCUUCAUCGUCGUCGUCCUCCUCAGCUGUGGUUUGACAGCUCCCAUUGCCCUCACUCCAGUGUCCCUGUGAGAAGGUGGCAGCCGACCGACUGACCCGUACCAGCAUCUAGUCCACCAGGCUUGGAGUAGACACCACCAGCUAAGCCCUUCAGUGGAGAAUGUGGGAAAAGAGUCCUUGGUAGAGUGCGCAGGUACCAUAUAGGGGGGCUCAGGACCAUGAGUCUCUGGAUCCCCUUAGGAGUUCUCCAGGGUCCUGAUCCCUGCUGUAGUUGCUCUGGCUGGAGACAAGAACAGGGUGGUUGUUAGAGCAGGGCCCCCACGGCGGGUUGCUGGCAUGCAGAAGGCUUUGCAGAGACUCAUCAGCAGGAGAACCUCACAUUUACCAGAGCGUGAGCUUUCUGUUGUUUUAAAACCAAUAUUCUACAAGGAGAAAAAUGAAAUUCCUUUGGGUUCUGCUUUUAUUUUUUAACUGGAGGUUGUGUCUUGUUUUGUCCGAUGGCGACUCACUCCUCCUCACCCCUGGGACAUUUCAAGCCGGAGCAGGAACAUGCCCUGAGAUUUCCGCUGGGGCUCCUUUGACAGGGAGCAGGCCUGUCUCUCUUUGCACUUAACAGCCUGGCUCUGGCCUCUGGAACAUUUGCUUAGGUAGGAUGCGCCUUCUGGGACCAGCCUAAGCCUGUACAACCUUCCAGGAAAGCCCCAUGGACACCUAAGCAGAGUCAGCCUAGGAAUCAGUCUCCCUUUGCUGCAGGUGGAGAGUAUAUUCACAAAGCAGCCAGCUCCUCCACUGACUGAGAACCCCACCCCAGUCCUCUGCCUUCCUUCCUGCUUAGUGAGCUCUCCCAGGAGGAUCUUGCAUUUAACAAUCCCAGCUAGGGUCUGCUGUGAUUCUGUGGGUUUAGCCAGGGUCAGGUGGAGAGCUGGGGAUGAUGAGCUGAGAAGCAGCCUACCCAGAGGACUGUUUUGGGACAGGCUGCUUCUGCACCAAUGUGGAACCCUAGCCUCUGACUUCUUUUUUAAAGACCCCUCACACACACACAGCCCCAACUCUCCCAUUGGUUGGGAUUUUAGCUCUGAAGGCUCCAUUGUAAUAAAUGGUAUUUUAAAGACUA